AUGGGCAUAUUUGAUAAAAUCCGGAGCGUCGAAAAAUUGAACGAAGCCGAGCUGAAGAAUAUUGGAAACGAUCAAACAUCGUGGCACGAUCAGUAUAAGGACUCCAGUUACAUCUACAUAGCAGGCAACCUGGACAGCAGACUAACCGAAGGAGACAUCGUUAUCGUAUUUUCGCAGUUUGGCGAACCGAUAGACGUUAACCUCGUUCGCGACAAGGAGACAGGAAAAUCCAAGGGGUAUUGCUUCCUAGCGUAUGAGGACCAGCGCAGCACAGUGCUAGCGGUGGAUAACUUUAACGGAUACAAACUUCUGGACCGGCCUCUAGUCGUUGACCAUAUUUUAAAUUACAGGCUCCCCCAGCAAUAUGCCAACGACGAUGGAGAAAACGAAUACAAGCCAAGUGGCGCAGAGGGACAAGGAAUCGGCGUGUACAACGUUAUCGAGAGCGAAAUAAAUCUGACCAAAACGUUCGAUAAAAUACGGAAUAAACAGAGUCAGGAAAAACGGAAGAAACUGAUGGAUGAAGAUGAAUUGUGGGCCCUCAACUUUGAAAAAUCGUUAAACAAAAGGGAUGGCAAAGGAGAAAAAGAGAGUGAAGAUCGGCGGUCCACUUCAUCCCACAGCGUUGUAGAGAAAAGGAAGGGACGCCAUCGAGAGAAAUCCGUGUCGCCAAAAAGGUACAAACAGAGGGAAAGAAAAAAUGACGAUGAUAUGACCCACGUACGUGACAAGCAUAAGUCUCAUCGCAGGAAAGGGGGAAAAUCUCGCAAACGUGAGCGGCGCCCACAUAGCAGCGGCAGCAGCGGCCGUAGCAGCAGGCGCCGUGAUAGUAGAAAGGGAAAAAGGCGGCAUUAA
Molecule: messenger RNA, 855 nt
Organism: Plasmodium inui San Antonio 1
Lineage: Eukaryota; Apicomplexa; Aconoidasida; Haemosporida; Plasmodiidae
Exons: 4
Coding region: 1-855 (284 amino acids)
Biological process (GO): mRNA splicing, via spliceosome
Cellular component (GO): catalytic step 2 spliceosome; precatalytic spliceosome; U2 snRNP
Molecular function (GO): RNA binding
Source: RefSeq, a predicted model, not a curated record